Molecule: messenger RNA, 312 nt
Organism: Staurois parvus
Lineage: Eukaryota; Metazoa; Chordata; Amphibia; Anura; Ranidae
Source: the annotation of a GenBank genome assembly
GGAAGAUGCAGAACCCCUGACCUCCGUCUAGACAGUGUUGAUUGGCUCUGUGCAGAUCACAUGCACUCUCCCAAAAAAAACCCCCAAAAAAACCUCUCUAGCAAUACACACCAAACUGAACAUGUACAAAAUGACUCUACACGAUAUGUUUUUAACAGGAGAAGGAGGAUCAGAGAAGUCAGGCUCAAACAGCGUUUUUACACAAUACAGCGGAUUAACCCCUUAGGUUCCACAGUGAGUAUAACGAGCAUGCUUUACUGCAUAUACAGACUGGUUUUACGGUUGUGGGUUUAGUAACACUUUAUUACAUAG